Molecule: messenger RNA, 2266 nt
Organism: Epinephelus lanceolatus (giant grouper)
Lineage: Eukaryota; Metazoa; Chordata; Actinopteri; Perciformes; Serranidae
Gene: cnga4
Product: cyclic nucleotide gated channel subunit alpha 4
Biological process (GO): monoatomic cation transmembrane transport
Cellular component (GO): plasma membrane; intracellular cyclic nucleotide activated cation channel complex
Molecular function (GO): protein-containing complex binding; cGMP binding; intracellularly cAMP-activated cation channel activity
Source: RefSeq, a predicted model, not a curated record
GAUGCAGCGCUCAUACAGGAGGAGACGAAAUCAAAACAGAAGGCCAUGCUUACGAAAAAUGUGUUAGUCUGAAGCUUCACUUUUGAGAAUGGAUAAAACAGGUGAUGUUGGUAUCAGACGGAACCAAUGGCAGAGACUGUUCAGGUGGCAGCGGAGGCAGAAAGUAACUGAGGAAGGAGAAGAUGGAGUCAAGGAUGAAGGGAAACAGAAUGCCAGUGUGGAUUCCAAGUUGAAAGUUAACUGGAAAGAGUGGGUGGUUGAUCCGGCAGACCAGUUUUAUUACGUCUGGCUACAGAUUAUGAUCUUUCCCAUUGUGUACAACUGGGUGAUCAUCAUUCUGAGGACAUGUUUCACUACAAUUGCAAUGAGCUACCUGCCUGUGUGGCUCACACUGGACUAUCUGGCAGACCUCAUGUAUAUGAUUGACAUGGUCAUCAUUGUUCACACAGGUUACUUGGAUCAGGGCAUCCUGAUCAAGGACCUAACUCAGCUGAAGAAGCACUACCUGCACUCCAAACAUUUCCUAAGGGACCUUGUUUCCUUGCUGCCCACUGACUUCCUCUACUUUGUCUUUGGCAUCCAAACUCCGCUGGUAAGGAUCAACCGCUUCCUGCGCCUGCCACGACUCAACGAGGCCCUGGAUCGCAUGGAGACGAGGACCUCCUACCCCAACACCUUCCGCAUCUCCAAACUCAUGAUCUACAUCUUUGUGUUGAUCCACUGGAAUGCCUGUCUUUACUUUGCUCUGUCCAACUACAUCGGCUUUGGAAGUGAUCGUUGGGUUUACCCCAACAUCACCAACCCGAAGUUUGCCUCCAUGCGUCGGCAGUACUUUUACUGCUUCUGGUUCUCUGCUCAGAUUUUCACCACAGUGGGAGACACCCCUUUGCCAAAAAGGGAAGAGGAGUACUUGUUUAUGAUUGCAGACCUGCUCAUUGCCGUGUUGGUGUUUGCAUCGAUUGUUGGCAAUGUUGGUAAUGUCAUCACGAGUCUGAGGGACCGUGAUAAUGUCUUCUUCCCUAACCAUGAGCUGGUGAAGGCUUACCUGCGUAGCCAUCACAUUAGCAAGGAACUUCGACAGCGUAUCGACAACUGGUACCAGCAUCUUCACAUCAACAAGAAGAUCAUGCGAGAGAAUGAAAUCCUGCAGCAGCUGCCCGUACACCUGAGGACAGAGAUUGCUGUCAGCGUUCAUCUCCCCACACUCUCCAAAGUCACCAUCUUCCAGAGCUGUGAGAAGAGUCUGUUGGAGGAGCUGGUGCUUAAACUAACACCUCAGGUGUUCAGUCCAGGAGAGUACGUUUGCAGGAAAGGAGACGUGGGCCAUGAAAUGUACAUCAUCAAAGAAGGGAAACUUGCAGUUGUAGCAGAUGAUGGGGUCACAGAGUAUGCUGUGCUGAGUGAAUCAAAUUUCUUUGGGGAAAUUAGUAUCCUCAAUAUCAAAGGUAACAGGUCAGGCAACCGUCGCACCGCCAACAUCCGAAGCAUCGGCUACUCUGACCUCUUCAGCCUGUCCAAAGAAGACCUGACAGACGUGUUAUCUGAGUUCCCCGCAGCCAAACGUCACCUGGAGGAGAAAGGCAGACAGAUCCUCACCAAGAUGGGCAUGUUGGAGGACAGCGGAGAGGCGGAGGAGGGGGAGGCAGAGCAAGUGGAAAUCAAGAUAAACAGGCUCGAGAGCAACCUGGAAGUCCUGCAGACAAAACUAGCUCGACUCAUGGUGGAAUUAGAGUCGAGCCACCGCAAGAUGCAGGCCAGGGUGGAGCAGCUGGAGUGGGAGGUGGCAGCACUGGAGACACAGCUGCCAGAGGAUGGAGAGGAUGGAGAAAGAGCCCAGGGAAGAGGUGAAGGGGUGGGAGGGGAGGUCGGAUGGGAACGGGAAGAGGCAGAGGGAGAGGAGGAGGGCUCAGAUGCAAAGGUGAAAAAACAGGGACAGGGAGAGGAUGGUAACGAUGUGACCAAAGAGGGAGAUGGAGAGAGCACUAAAAGCACAAAGGAAGAUGUGGAGAGGAUGGUGGAGGGAGAUAAAUCUGGGCUGAAAGACCCCGAUAAUCAGGAGAAGAAAAAAGAAGAUGGUGGAGAGAAAAACAGAGAGAAAGGAGACGACCGGCCUGGGAAGGGAGACGGGGCUGAGAUUGAACCUAAAGAUAAGAAAGAAGAGACAAGUGGAGAGAGAGAAUCUGAAGAGGGGAGAGAAAAGGCUGAAGAAGACUCAGAGAUGGAGCAGAAAGAUGAAGGAUGGCAGCAUUGUAUCCCCCACUACUGA